AUGAAGCCCAAGGCCGCCGCCGGCGAGAAGGGCCGCGGAGUGGACCCGUCGCUGCCGCGGUUUAAGUGCCAGGAAUGCCACCGGGCGCUCCUCGUCGUCGGCGUGGAAUCAUUCCCUGAUAGGUUGCCUGCUCACGCCAACUCCGGUAUGCAUGCAUCCUCUGUUCAAGGCAGUAUUAUGGGGGCGAGCAGGAUGGACAGUUCUUAUGUUGUGUUGUCCAAGCAGAACAGAUCUCAAGGCCCUGGGAUUCCCCCACGGCCACCAAAUGCAGCAGCCCGGCAUGUCGAGCCUAACCAAUCAACAAGAGCAAUAGAGGGAUCAUAUAUAAUGCUUCCACCUGCCGCUGCUUCCAUAUACAAGACAUCUACCUCCGAAGGUGGUGGCGCGCAUCUGUCGCCUCCAAAUCUUAACUCUACUAGCCCUUCACCAGGCAACAAUACUGGAUUUCACUCUAGUGUGACUGUCUUAAAGCGGGCAUUUGAGAUUGCUAGUUCACAAACUCAGGUUGAGCAGCCACUAUGUCUGGAAUGUAUGAGGGUGCUUUCUGAUAAGAUGGACAAGGAGAUUGAGGAUGUAAAUACUGACAUCAAAGCUUAUGAUGCAUGUCUUCAACGUUUGGAGCAGGAAUCCUACAACGUCCUUAGCGAAACUGAUUUCCUCAAGGAGAAAGAAAAGAUAGAGGAGGAAGAAAAGAAACUAAAAACUGCUAUUGAAGAAGCAGAAAAGCAAUAUUCUGAAGUUAGCUCUGAGAUGAAGGAUCUUGAAACAAAGUCGAAACAAUUUGAAGAAUUAGAAGAGCGGUAUUGGCAUGAAUUCAACAGCUUCCAGUUUCAGCUGACAUCUCACCAGGUAUAUAUACCAUACCUAUUACAGGCCACACAUUGUCAGCUUCCAGAAGAAAGAGAUGCGGUUUUGGCCAAGAUAGAAGUUUCACAGGUCCACCUGGAAUUGUUAAAGCGCACAAAUGUUCUCAAUGAUGCAUUCUAUAUUUCACAUGAUGGAGUUAUUGGAACAAUAAACAACUUCCGUCUCGGUCGUCUGCCUAAUGUACAGGUUGAGUGGGAUGAGAUAAAUGCUGCUUGGGGUCAGGCUGCUCUUCUGUUACACACCAUGGCUCAGUACUUCCCGAAAUUCCAAUACCGAAUCAAGAUUCACCCUAUGGGAAGCUACCCAAGAGUAACAGACAUCAACAAUAAUACCUAUGAACUGUUUGGUCCUGUGAAUUUAUUCUGGAGCACCCGAUUUGACAAAGCCAUGACAUGGUUUCUCACUUGCCUUCAAGAGUUCUCUGAGUUUGCCAUAAGUUUGGAUAAAGAGAACAAUGUUCCGGCUGACAAGUCAUUGAAGCUCCCCUACAAGAUUGAUGGUGACAAAGUAGGGAGCUAUACGAUCUUCUUAAGUUUUAAUAAACUGGAGAACUGGACAAAGGCUCUAAAAUAUAUGCUUUGCAACCUGAAGUGGGUUCUCUACUGGUUUAUCGGCAAUACAAGUUUUGCGCCACCAUCUGCAUCUUUGUACUUGGCGCAGUCUCCAAACAAGAAGGGUUGA
This is a messenger RNA of Triticum turgidum subsp. durum (durum wheat), 1548 nucleotides long. The record is from the annotation of a GenBank genome assembly. NCBI's taxonomy places the organism in Eukaryota, Viridiplantae, Streptophyta, Magnoliopsida, Poales, Poaceae.